AUGUUAUAUCAACCACAGAGACCUCUUCUAGAGACAUCAUCAACAUCUGUCGAUUCAGCUGCAACUGGACAUGCGAGUGGAGUUGAUUGGCAAGAAGAGGUUUACCAGAAGAUCAAAACAAUGAAGGAACUAUACUUACCUGAACUUCAUGAAUUGUAUCAGAAAAUUGCUGGCAAAUUACAGCAGGUAAAAUCUAUGUCACCUAAGGCAUUGAGUGCUUCUGUCAGGGACAUUGGCUCUGUUGUCAGCAUGGUUGAUAGGUUUGUAGGAUCAGCUCCCAGUAAUGGAUCUAGAGCUGCAUUUGGUGAGGAUUUAGUUGCUAUGACAAACUGUCGUUUACAUGUAAGAAAUUUCAUGAGCCAUGACAGAACUAACGGGACAAGGAAAAUGAAGCGCUACACUAGUGCCAUGCCCUUAAAUGCUGUGCUAAGAGCAAUUCAUGCUCUUAAAGACGAAAUUAGGGAAAUAAAUCAGCGUCUUAUUGACACUGUUAUUGAUAUUAGUGAGGAAUCAAGUGUUGUAGCACCUGCUGUUGAAGGAGAUGAAGGGACCAUUGUCAAGUGCUCUUUCAGCGUUGUGCAUUUUGACUCAUAUCUUGUUAAUGAAUUUUCGUAA
Messenger RNA from Humulus lupulus (European hop), 615 nucleotides. Its product is annotated as mediator of RNA polymerase II transcription subunit 15a-like. The transcript is spliced from 6 exons. Lineage: Eukaryota; Viridiplantae; Streptophyta; Magnoliopsida; Rosales; Cannabaceae. Gene Ontology annotation, molecular function: transcription coactivator activity; chromatin DNA binding. The coding region runs from base 1 to 615 and encodes 204 amino acids. The record is from RefSeq and is a predicted model, not a curated record.